UGUACAUGUUGUUUCUACAUGAGAAAAAUUGAGGAAUGAACAAAAGUUGUCGUUGUUGUUUACAUUUAAACCCGGCGUUUUAAAAUGCCAGAACCACUUUGGGAAAUUGCAAUACAGCAAAAUAGGACUAAGUCAGUACAAAUAGGCACAGAAAAUACAUUAAUUUUUGCUGGGAACAAAGGAUCAGGGAAAAGUACAAUUAUCAACCGAUUUCUCGAAAAAGAUGAAACCCCUAAGUCUACUCUAGCUCUUGACUAUACUUUUGGACGGAAAGGUGCAGGGAAUUAUCAUACUCGAGUUGUGUCGCAUAUAUGGGAGCUAGGGGGUGGUGUAAAACUUUCAGAUCUAAUCGGUGUUGUAAUGACACCCAAUAACAUUUUGAAUCUUCACCUUAUUUUAGUUAUUGAUCUAUCCAAACCAGAGGAACUUUGGGAUACGGUGGAGACUUUGUUGAAGUCAGCUUCUGCCCGCGUUGAUCAGAUUCUAAACCGUCUACACCAAAAAAACAUAACGCGCAUCCAAAAUAUUUUUAGUGAAAAGUCUAGAAACCGAAUUUCAUCAACACAUCCUGACACAGAACUAUUGAAUCCCUUUCCUUUGCCCCUCACAUUCUUGGGGACAAAACAUGACCUUUUGAUGACCCGAGACGCUGAACAGCAGAAUCUAAUUUGCAAAACAAUCCGCUUUCUCAGCCACUAUUACGGAGCAUCUAUUUAUUUUUCCUCCACUAAAGAAGAUGGGGUACUUAAAAGGAUAAGAGCUGUUCUCAAUCACAUCGCUUUCAAUGGCAAGGACUUAUCCAACGUCCAGAUGGAAACAGGAAAGCCGUUGGCUAUCCCAGUUGGUGUCGACUCAUUCUCAAAUAUCGGUAAUCAUUACUUGGUCAGCUUUGUAAUUUUUUGGUUACUAAGCGUUUGCAAAUGUGUCUUGGUACGAAAACCAAAUGAACAACUGUCGUAAGAAAUAAAAUGCCAAUAAUUGAUUUCAUUCCAUGUCAAAUGUUUAUGAUACUGGUUGAUUGUAUUCAUACUAAAAACCCCUUAGAUAUUGUACCGCUAAAAUAGAAAUUCUGUGAAAUUUCAGUCCAUAUUGAUUAGUGGUGAGGCUAUGAUUUAUGGACGACCUUUUGUUACGCCAGUGACCCUGAAACAAACAAUUAUUAAGCUGGCCUCAAAUGUAAAACAAAAAUCGAACAGAAAUUAUGAGUACAAACAGAUUGAAAAUGAUGUAUCACAGAUUUCAUGAAUAAACAAGGUAAAAGUAUAAUAUGCCAAUGACUUUGGGUUACUUAUCAGCUACUCAGGAAACAUGGUCUAGUUAUAAAACAAUUAACGAUGCAAAGUAAUGAAAUAACAGUGGAAUAACAGCUUUAUCGUAAUAAUUAACGCUCACAAGUCAAAUUAUGCCUCCUAGUGAAGACAAAAGGGCAGAUUUACAUAUACACAUACAUACCAGAAGUUGGUCUGGUAUUUUGAGUUGGGAUCACCCUAUAGAGUUCUCUUCAUCAACUGGCAUCAGUUAUAGUGCAAAGAGGUUAGGGUUAUGUAUUAAGAGUUAAACAUGACUUUUUUGGGGGUUACAAAUCGGAGUUAACGUUUUCGAUACAAACUGACACCAGCUAUAAUGUAAUGCCUUGCCACCUUUCUGUGUACAAACUCGAGAAAUUUUGGGGUUGAGAUUUAGAGUGGAAGUAGGAAAGGGGGAACACUAUCUAGAUUCACUAAAUACUUAGUUACUCAGUGAACGACACUAAGUACUUUGACGCAAUCUGUGAUGUAAUUUAGCUCAAGCAUGCUUAUUGGAAUCAGACAAUGGUAGUUUUUCUCGACUUAAAGGCAGCAUUUAACUCUGUAGAUCGAGGGGUUCUGUGGCAGUGUUUAUCUUUGAAAGGUGUGUCUCAGAAGUACAUAAACCUUGUGAA
Schistosoma rodhaini is the source of this 1921-nucleotide messenger RNA. NCBI's taxonomy places the organism in Eukaryota, Metazoa, Platyhelminthes, Trematoda, Strigeidida, Schistosomatidae. The record is from the annotation of a GenBank genome assembly.